This is a messenger RNA of Acanthosepion pharaonis, 3117 nucleotides long. The record is from the annotation of a GenBank genome assembly. NCBI's taxonomy places the organism in Eukaryota, Metazoa, Mollusca, Cephalopoda, Sepiida, Sepiidae.
AUGGAAUUGUGUCCCUUGAUGAGCAUGCGUGUCGACGGUAUUAUGUACUUGCCUUAUCAUGGUAGCCAACAUGGCAGCAAUAGCGUAAAAUCGACUAACAAUGGAUUGGUGUUAACUCAUCUCCUAAAUAUGGCCAACACUGCUCAGGAGAUCUUUUCAUUUGGCGACUUCAGCAAUCUGUCCCCAGAAGAACAAGAUACAGUACAAAAUAUUUUGCAUGGGGACAAUGCCGAAACAAGUCGGAGGAAAGUUGAAUUUCCAUGGGAUAAAGAUGGUGUUGGUGUAAAUCAAUUUGACUCUUUUAUUGAUUAUGAUGAUACAUAUAAGAAUCCUCCUCCAGCACCUCCAUCAGUAGUCCCAGUCGCCACCCUUUAUCCUGGCUCUGGCCCAGUUCCCCAUCUUCCACAUGGAGCAGCCAUUUUCUCUUCCCCCAUUGUGCCAUUGGUGUUUUCCCCACCAGUUAAUCUUCCACCGGCCCCAAUUAACAGAACAUCAACUGUGGGACCCCCACCUGGAUUGAUACCCAUUGGUUUGACUGUUGUUAAUGAGAUUACAAUGUCCAGGCCUACAGAGCUUCAUCCUGAGGUGAUGAACAUCUCUCCAAAUAUUCCUGUUCCUCCUUGUCCUCAAAUAAUUCCUGUCUGUAACAACAUAGAUGUGCCAGCAGUUGCUCCUUCAGUUGAUGUCAACAGUGAAAACAUGAAGUCAUUUUCUAAUAGCCGUGAGACUAUUUCUAAUACUGAAGAUGAGAAUCAACUAAGGGCAGAUGAGGAUGAGGAAGGGUCGAAAUCUGCCAAGAUAAUUGCAGAUUUGAAGAACCGUGAAAGACGCAAUAAAAAAGUACGUCCCAAAGACUACUACAAGAAAUUUGAAGGGACUGAGCUUAGCACUAAUGAGGCAAGUGAUGUAGAGACUACUCAGUGUGCAAAUCAGAACAAAGACUUUGAUAAUGUGCCUUCUGGGAAAAUAGAAAAUGAUUUUAAUCCAGAUUAUUUCUCUGAUACUAUUAGCUUUUUUGACACUGAGGUUUCCGCUGAAAAUGGAAUCCUGUGUGAUAGUCCAUCGUUAGAAUUACUAAUGGAUAAACACAAGCAGGAUCCAGUGAAGAUUUUUGAUCAGAAAGAUAAUAGCAAUUGCGGUCAAGUGGAUGCAAAGAUUGAUACAGCUGAUCUUUGUGAAGUUGAGGCAUUGGUUAUAAUUGAUGGCAAAUGCCAGCCCAGCAAUAAACCCAACGAAAAGUUCCUGUUUAAAGAAUCAAAUAACUGUGAUAUUAAUUCUGUUGACCAACAGAAUAAAGGUAAUUGUAAACAGGACAAAAAUGCGACUACUGUGCCAGAACCAGUUGAUGGUGGUUGCAGCCAAGAACAAUUUGAAUCUAGUGUUGAUGAUGAAACCAAAGUUGAUGCAGGCAUUGUGAGCUCAACAGAAAAGGUGAAGGCUGAAGCCAGUAACCAGAGUAAUGUUCCUACCACCACUAUUACUAUUACAACAACCACCACCACCUCUACUGCUACUGUCACUACUAAAGAGGCUCCAGCUGACCUAGCACAACCCAAGCCCAAAAUGUCAUGGGCGGGUCUGUUCAAGAACACUUUGUCUACAUCAAGGAGUAUUGUGGUAUAUUCUGAAUCACCCCAGAGCAAUGAAGUAUCUUCAGCAAUGCUGGUGUCAUCUACAGCACUUGCCAGUGGCACAUCGGGAACAGUUCAAUCAGCAACCACUUCAUCUCAGAAAACUAGUCCGGAUCAUCAAUUUGUGAAAGAGAAUAGUCCACAACCACAAGCACCAGUCAGUCCGGCUAAUGAUAGUCUGGCACAAGUCCUUGGAGUGUCCUUGAGAAAAAUUUCAUUGACUUAUAAACCAGUCUCCUUACAACCUCGAGGGCUUAUCAACAAAGGCAAUUGGUGUUAUAUUAAUGCUACAUUACAAGCUUUAGUUGCUUGUCCUCCUUUCUAUCAUUUAAUAAAGCAGUUACCUCUGAAGACACCUGAUCUCCGUGGACCCAGCUCCACACCAGUUGUGGAUGCAAUGUUUAGAUUUGUAAAUGAAUUCCAUGUGAUGUCUCACUUCCCAGUUAAUACAAAGAAACGUCCACAGUCAUAUGAAUUGACUGCUGGCUCUUCUUUUGAGCCUUCAUAUGUGUAUAAAAUGUUGCAUAUGAUUGAAUCUACCAUGUCUUUCAAGUUUGGUAAACAAGAGGAUGCAGAGGAAUUUUUAAGUUUUGUUCUUAACAGAUUGCACGAGGAGAUGUUAGGUGUAAUAAAUAUUACUGGAAAUAACUCCAAGCAAGAUCCUGAUACAAAACAGCACCCAGCUAAUGGUUUCUUGCUUGAUGAGAAUUGUAAUUCUGAAGAAGACCUCAAUGCUGAUGAAUGGGAGCAAGUAGGGCCCAAGAACAAAAGUGUGUUUACUCGAAGGGCGAGCUUUUCAAGGACCUUAGUUGCAGAUAUCUUUGCUGGCCAGAUCCGAUCAGCUGUCUACCAAACUGCAUCAAGGGAAUCUGCUACUCUUGAGCCAUUCUUCACUUUGCAGCUAGAUAUUCAAUCUCCUAAUGUAUCAACUGUGAAGGAUGCUCUUGAGGGUCUUGUCAGCAGAGAAGCUGUACAUGGUUUUACAUGCUCAAAGACAAACAGUGAGGUGGAAAUUACCAAAAGAUUAACUCUUGAAGAACUACCACCUGUUCUCAUUCUUCAUCUGAAAUGCUUCAUAUAUGACAAAAAUGGAGGUAUACAAAAGGUUCUGAAGAAGAUUGAUUAUCCAAUUGACCUUGAUAUCAACAAAGACUUGUUGUCACCAAUCAGAUCUAGGAUGCCCAUAAACCAACGUAAUUACACACUUUUUGCUGUUCUGUUUCACCAUGGCAAAGCUGCCAGUGGUGGUCACUAUACAACUGAUGCCUACCAUAGUGGAUUAAAUGGUUGGGUGCGUUAUGAUGACAGCAUUGUGCGGCAGGUUCCAGUUUCCCAUGUCCUCAAGUUUGUCCCUAAUCGAAUUCCUUAUUUAUUGUUCUAUAGGCGCUGUCCAAGUUAUUGGAACACCCUUUAUAUAUCAUAUUCUCCUAUCUAUCUAUCUAUCUAUCUAUCUAUCUAUCUAUCUAUCUAUCUAUCUAUCAUAUAA